Messenger RNA from Calliphora vicina (urban bluebottle blowfly), 2338 nucleotides. RefSeq names its product sec1 family domain containing Slh (gene Slh). Gene Ontology annotation, cellular component: cytosol; Golgi membrane. Lineage: Eukaryota; Metazoa; Arthropoda; Insecta; Diptera; Calliphoridae. The transcript has 5 exons. Gene Ontology annotation, molecular function: syntaxin binding. The record is from RefSeq and is a predicted model, not a curated record. Gene Ontology annotation, biological process: intracellular protein transport; endoplasmic reticulum to Golgi vesicle-mediated transport. The coding region runs from base 122 to 2038 and encodes 638 amino acids.
AUAAUUAUUUUCUAUAGCAAAAGAGGAAAAAAAAGAAAUAAUAUUUUCAUUCCAUUAAAUUAAUUAAAAAUAUUUGCAACAUAACAAAAUAAAAGUGCUGGAAGUGGAGUAAAUAAACAAUAUGCUGACGCUUAGAGAAAGACAAAUAAAUGCUAUUAAGCAAAUGCUUAAUCUUAAUGUGCAACAGCCCAAAGUUUUAGCGGCUGAACCUGUUUGGAAAAUAUUGAUCUAUGACCGUGUAGGUCAAGAUAUCAUUUCGCCCAUUAUAUCUAUUAAAGAACUAAGAGAAUUGGGUGUAACAUUGCAUGUACAACUGCAUUCCGAUCGUGACUCAAUACCAGAUGUUCCUGCCAUUUACUUUUGCAUGCCUACAGAUGAAAAUCUGGAUCGCAUACAGCAGGAUUUUACCAAUGGCCUUUAUGACAUCUAUCACUUGAACUUUUUGGCUCCCAUAUCAAGACAGAAAAUCGAAGAUUUAGCUGCUGCCGCCCUACAGGCCGGCUGUGUGGCUAAUAUACAUAGAGUAUAUGAUCAGUAUGUAAACUUUGUUAGUUUGGAAGAUGAUUUCUUUAUAUUGAAACAUCAAAAAAGCGACCAAUUGUCUUACUAUUCCAUUAAUCGUGCCAAUACACGAGAUGAUGAAAUGGAGGCUCUUAUGGAUUCUAUAGUGGAUUCUUUGUUUGCUGUCUUUGUUACAUUGGGUAAUGUGCCCAUUAUACGGUGUCCCCGUAAUAGUGCAGCCGAAAUGGUGGCCCGCAAAUUAGAAAAGAAAUUGCGUGAAAAUCUGUGGGAUGCUCGUUCUAAUUUGUUUCACAUGGAUGCUACUCAAGCAGGGGGUGGAGUAUUUAGUUUUCAACGUCCUGUAUUGCUGCUGCUAGAUCGUAAUAUGGAUUUGGCUACUCCUUUACAUCACACCUGGUCUUAUCAGGCUUUAGUGCAUGAUGUUUUGGAUUUGGGUUUGAAUUUGGUGUAUGUGGAAGAUGAGGCGGCAGCUGGAGGCACCCGCAAAAAACCCAAGCCUUGCGAUUUAGAUCGCAAUGAUCGUUUCUGGAUUAAUCACAAAGGCAGUCCCUUUCCCACUGUAGCCGAAGCUAUACAAGAAGAACUAGAAUCCUAUCGCAAUUCCGAGGAGGAAAUAAAACGUCUUAAGACUUCUAUGGGUAUUGAUGGCGAAAACGAAGUGGCCUUUUCCAUGGUCAACGAUACCACAGCACGUCUUACCAAUGCUGUGAAUUCAUUGCCUCAGCUAAUGGAAAAGAAACGUUUGAUAGAUAUGCACACAAAAAUUGCCACCGCCAUACUUAAUUGUAUUAAACAAAGGCGAUUGGAUUCUUUCUUUGAGCUUGAAGAGAAAAUCAUGUCUAAACAGACUUUGGAUAAACCUUUACUGGAGAUGUUUAAGGAUCCCGAAUUUGGCACUGUUGAGGAUAAGCUUAGGUUGUUUGUUAUUUUCUAUAUAUGCUCACAGAAUGUUCCCGACUAUGAGAUCGAACGUCUAAAAGAGUCUCUACAAGAAGCUGGUUGUGAUUUAUCUUCUCUGGCUUAUAUAAAACGUUGGAAGGGCAUUAUGAAUCGUACACCAAGUAUGCAGCAAGCCACCCAGUAUGAGGGUGGUGGCACUAAGACUGUUUCGAUGUUUUCGAAAUUGGUGUCGCAGGGCUCGUCGUUCGUUAUGGAGGGCGUUAAGAAUUUGGUGGUGAAAAAACAUAGUCUUCCCGUUACCAAAAUCACCGAACAGGUCAUGGAGUGUCGCAGCAAUCCCGAAACCGAUGACUAUCUCUAUUUGGAUCCCAAACUGUUGAAGGGUGGUGAUGUUAUGCCCAAAAAUCGUGCUCCCUUCCAGGAUGCUGUUGUGUUUAUGGUGGGCGGUGGCAAUUAUAUUGAAUAUCAAAAUUUAGUAGAUUUUAUACGUCAAAAACAAACUGCCAAUGUAACCAAACGCAUUGUCUAUGGCUCGUCGACUCUAACCAAUGCCAAGCAGUUCCUAAAAGAACUGUCGGCCUUGGGCAGGGAAAUACAGGGUCCCGUCUUAAGUUAGGAUUUUGCAUAUUUAGCUAAACGUUCACAUUUCAAGUGCUGUUGAACAAUAAACACACUAUACAACAAAUUAUAAACAGCGUCGCUGAAAACUUUAUAUACCAUACACAUAUAAUAAAGAUUUAAACAUAAUAAUUUAAAUUUGAUUUCUUGUUUAUGACGGAUAUUGGCAUAAGAUAUAUAGUUUACAUUGGCUUUAAGUUAAGAAUUUUAUGUUUUGUGUGUUAAAGUGUAAUGCAUACAUUUAUUAAUAAUAUAAUUUUUUUAAAUAAAAUAAAUUUAGAGAUUUUAUUAAAGGGAA